Molecule: messenger RNA, 1563 nt
Organism: Anopheles maculipalpis
Lineage: Eukaryota; Metazoa; Arthropoda; Insecta; Diptera; Culicidae
Gene: puc
Exons: 4
Coding region: 188-1510 (440 amino acids)
Biological process (GO): negative regulation of MAPK cascade; protein dephosphorylation
Cellular component (GO): cytosol; cytoplasm
Molecular function (GO): MAP kinase tyrosine/serine/threonine phosphatase activity; protein tyrosine/threonine phosphatase activity
Source: RefSeq, a predicted model, not a curated record
UCCACUCCGGUGACUAUAAAGUGUAAAGAUAAAUACGAUCAUCUCCACUGACAGCCGCCCCGGAACCAGCUGCCCGAGUGACGGUGACGAGAACGGGCCGCUAGCAGCAUCAUCCGUCACACCGGGCAGUACCGGGUGCAGCAACAGCAACAGUAGCAGUAACAACCCGUUCAAAACGUCCAGCAAAAUGAGGAUGAAACAUAAAUCGCCCUGCCUAAUGCUUCGGUUUAUGCCGACAGACAAACACGCCAUCCAUGGUCAGCACAAACGGCACAAAGAUAGUUGCGAUGAUUCAUCGAUCGCUUCCAGCACCCGGGUCCCACUGGCGCGCAGCUGUUCUAGUCCAGCAGUAUCAUACGACAUUGAAUCGCAUCCUGCAUCCCACGUUUUUCCGCAUCUGCUACUUGGCAAUGGCCGAGACGCAAUCGAUCCUUCGACUGUCGGAGCAAACUGCGUGCUUAACGUCACCUGUCAGCAACCAAGCGGCCAGCUGAAGCCAGGCCUCAAGUACAAACAGAUACCGGCCAGCGACACACCACAUCAAAACAUCAAGCAGUACUUCCAGGAAGCCUUCGACUUUAUCGAGGAAGCCAGGAAAAAGGGAUCAACUGUAUUGCUGCACUGUCAGGCCGGCAUUAGCCGCAGUGCCACGAUCGCGAUCGCGUACGUCAUGCGCUACAAGGGCCUGUCGCUGAUCGAAGCGUACCAGCUGGUAAAGCUGGCCCGACCAAUCAUUUCGCCCAACCUCAACUUUAUGGGCCAGUUGCUAGAACUGGAGCAGAACCUAAUAAAGGACGGCAAGCUGGAAGCGCCUCCACCGUCACCGACGAUGGCUGCCCCACCGACCAGCCAGCCACCAUUUUUUCUCAUCGAUAACUGCAGCAAGUACAACCCGCUGAACGAGGAGGAGAUGGUGGCCACACGCCGACAGUUACGCUGUGCGGCGGCCGCCGCAGCUACAACCCAAGACACCACCAUGCUCGAUGAGCGAGAUACACCUAUGGAUGGGGAUGCGGAUGAAGAUUGCAAAAACAACAACAACCGGGACAGUGGAUGUAGCGUGGCCAGUUCUUCCUCCUCUGCCUCGUCCAGCUCAUGCUCGUCGUCGUCCUCGUCUUCGGUGGGCUAUCGUGGCGGAUUCAAUGGUGGUCGCUUUUUGCCACCACGGUUAACACUGAAGCUACCAACAACACCGACGUCACCCCCUUCGUCCCCGUCGCCCCUAUCCGCGUCCUGCUCGUCUUCCGCGUCGUCAUCAUCGUCCUGCUGUUCGUCGUCCUCGCUAUCGUCCACACCCUCGCCGACACUUGCCAUAUCGCCGACCAUGGGUGUACCGAUCGCUGUAAGAAAAGCGUCCUACAGCGGACCAGUACCGCACCGACCAUCGAGUCUGGCAACGACCACCAACCAUACGAUAGGGGGUGCUUCGACAACGAUCGCCCCAUCUACAACAUCAACACCAUCAUCCUGCCACUCGUUUGACGAUCAUCGCAAUGCAAACGGUUCCUGAUGGGGUCGGAAAGCACAUAAAGCGUCCAAAAAACGCAAGAGAUAGGACCGGUG